Messenger RNA from Motacilla alba alba, 3389 nucleotides. It is a transcript of the gene FKBP9, whose product is annotated as FKBP prolyl isomerase 9. The coding region runs from base 174 to 1928 and encodes 584 amino acids. The record is from RefSeq and is a predicted model, not a curated record. The transcript has 10 exons. Gene Ontology annotation, molecular function: peptidyl-prolyl cis-trans isomerase activity; calcium ion binding. Lineage: Eukaryota; Metazoa; Chordata; Aves; Passeriformes; Motacillidae.
UCCACGUUUGCAAGUUUGCGGCGGUGGGAGGAGGAGGAGGAGCGGGCGGGCCGGGGCGGGCGGCUUUUUACCCUUCCCUCUUUUCCUUCCCUCCAUUCCCUCCCUUCCCUCCAUCCUCCCUUCCUCCCCUCCCCGCCGAGAGCGCCCUGCGGCUGCCCCGCUCGCUGCGCUCCAUGGCGGGGCCGGCGGCCGUGCGGCGGCGGGGCCCGGGCUGCGGGUCGCUGCUGCUGCUGCUGCCGGCGCUGCUGGAGAGCUGGGCGGCCUGCCAGGCGCCGCCGGUGCCCGCCGCCGAAAUCCCUCCGGACAGCACCGAGCUCGGCGUCGAGCGGCGCUUCGUGCCCGAGAGCUGCCCGCGGGCCGUGCGCCCCGGAGACUUCGUGCGCUACCACUACCUCGGCUCCUUCCCCGACGGCACCCGCUUCGACUCCAGCUAUGACAGGGGAUCCACAUUCAACGUGUUUGUGGGCAAAGGUCAGCUUAUUGCUGGGAUGGACCAAGCUCUGGUGGGCAUGUGUGUGAACGAGCGCCGGUUUGUGAAAAUUCCCCCUAAGCUUGCCUACGGAAGUGAAGGCGUCUCUGGUGUGAUACCCCCCAAUGCUGUGCUCCAUUUCGACGUGCUCCUGAUAGAUCUGUGGAACUCGGAGGACGAAGUGCAGGUUCAGACUUACUUCAAACCUGAGAAGUGUCCUCGGACAGUCCAGGUGUCUGACUUUGUACGGUACCAUUACAAUGGAACAUUCUUAGAUGGAACCCUGUUUGAUUCAAGCCAUAAUCGGAUGCGAACUUAUGAUACCUAUGUGGGGAUUGGAUGGCUGAUUCCUGGUAUGGACCAGGGUCUCCUGGGAAUGUGCGUGGGGGAGAAGCGCAUUAUCACAAUACCCCCUUUCCUGGCGUACGGAGAAGAUGGAGAUGGUAAGGAGAUCCCUGGCCAAGCUUCCCUUGUCUUUGAUGUGGUUUUGCUGGAUCUGCAUAACCCCAAGGAUGGUAUUGCUAUUGAGAACCAGCUCGUGCCUGAAUCUUGUGAGCGGAGAAGCCAGACAGGAGACUUUCUCCGGUACCAUUACAAUGGCACACUUUUGGAUGGCACAUUAUUUGAUUCCAGUUACUCCCGAAACCGUACAUAUGACACCUACGUUGGGAAAGGUUAUGUGAUUGCUGGAAUGGAUGAAGGUUUGCUAGGUGUAUGCACUGGUGAAAAAAGAAGAAUAAUAAUCCCCCCUCAUCUUGGAUAUGGAGAAGAAGGGAGAGGAAACAUUCCAGGAUCUGCUGUGCUGGUCUUUGACAUCCACGUGGUGGACUUCCACAACCCCUCGGAUUCGGUCAGCAUUACUGUCCACUACAAACCUUCCAACUGCACUGUACUGAGCAAGAAGGGGGAUUACCUGAAAUACCACUACAAUGCUUCGCUCCUGGAUGGAACCUUGCUGGACUCCACACACAGCCUUGGCAAGACCUACAACAUAGUUCUGGGAUCUGGUCAGGUGGUGUUGGGGAUGGACAUGGGCCUUCAGGACAUGUGUGUUGGGGAACGACGGACAGUCGUUAUCCCACCUCACCUCGGUUAUGGAGAAGAUGGAGUUGAAGGAGAAGUGCCUGGUAGUGCUGUAUUAGUUUUCGACAUCGAACUGCUGGAAUUGGUGUCCGGCUUGCCUGAAGGAUACAUGUUUGUCUGGAAUGGGGAAGUCUCUCCCAACCUUUUUGAAGAAAUAGACCAAAAUCAUGAUGGAGAGGUUCUUUUGGAGGAGUUUUCAGAGUACAUCCAAACUCAAGUUGAUACUGGCAAAGGAAAAUUAGCUCCUGGCUUUGAUUUUGAGAAGAUAGUUAAAAAUAUGUUCACCAAUCAAGACCGGGAUGGAAAUGGUAAAGUUACUGCUGAAGAAUUCAAGUUGAAAGAUCAGGAGGCCAAAGAGGAGCACGAUGAACUGUAAAGAUAAGAAAAAAACCCCAAGAAUCCUGAGCUGACCUACUGUUCAAACACGUGUACCAGAAGGAGUUUUGGCAAGCAUGGUUCUGGAAGGAUAGCCCUCGGAUAGCCUGUGUCUGCCUCUACCUGGGUGUGGGUAGGCUGUUAAAAUAGGAAGAGAUUUUCAGUUGGAAUUGUUAGGUAUAUCUGCAAAAAGUGUUAAGUGCCUCAAGGUGGGAUGUAUAGACAGGUAAGGAGUGUCCUGCUGUAUGUGGUGCCGUGAACCACAUGUGUGUGUGGGGUCUGCUUUUAUGCUAAAGAUCCAAAGUUCUCAUUGAACAAUUCACGGUCAGUGGGGUGGAUGGUAGAGAGAGAACCUACCAAGUUCUUUUAAAAGAGUUUUAAAAAAACCUUCUGUAUCAGAAAUAUUUGUAUAGGAAAAUGAACCAAAAUAUUCCCCGUAACAAUAACCUGUAGAAGUUGUCAGCUGUUGAUCCCAGUUCCUUUCAGAAGGCAUGAGCACUCUUCCCAGUAACUGAACAAACUCACAUUUGCCAGCAGAAAUUCUGAUUUGCAAAUUGCAGAAACGUGGCUGUGCCAUUGCAAAAUUUACAUAAGCUGUGACUUAAAUUAAACAGACCUAGAAUUGAUACUGUGUAUGUUGGGUUUUUACCUCACAGAAUAAAAGCUUCCUACCAUCUGUACUGUGCUGAAUUAGUAACCUCGACUCUUGCUGGCCAGUGUUUCCAUCAGUCAUUCCAAAACCUUUCUAGUUGCAACCUUAUUUAUAGUUUUGUUAGACAGUAAAUACUAACAUACAGGGUCCAAAUGCUGUCAUAAAUACUGGACACAGUUGAUGUUGUGCUGGGCUUCUGUCUCCUAUUUUGGGAAUUGAUAGAUUAAGGAGUAAGUACUUAGAGUUUAAGCAGCAGAGCAGUCUGCAGUGGCAAACAAACAGACAGACAGUGAUAGAAUCAAGAAACAGACCCAUCUGUUUGUGUGUGCUAACGUUCUGGCCCAGCCCUCAACACAAAGUCAGCCCUGGGAGUGCUGCUCAGAUUCUGUGACUUGAGGCAGUCACCCGUUAGCUCGACAAAUGCAGCAGAGCUGCUCCGUACUCCAUACACGGAACAGACCCAUUUUCUGGAAGGCCCUGGGAUCCCCCUCAGUACACAGCAUGCAGAGAGCACAAACACAUAGAGUGAGACACUGUCAAAGAGGAGUGGGCAGGGAGUUGUGUUUCCAUUAUAAGCUUUGUGUCUAGUUUCUUGCUUUCCUUGAUCUGUACAUGUGGGAUGUAAGCUCCCUGAGAUGCUCUUUCUAAAAAAUUGGUAUUUCAGUUGGAUGAGAACAUUUUGUAUUGGUUUUUAAUGCAAUUCCUACAAAAAGUGCAGUGAAAUAUUUUUUGAGUUUGAUACCAUUAAAUGUUGGAUAACUGAUCUUUUUGUUAAAUAAAAUAAAAUGUUGAUCAAUUAUUACUUUUAAA